Molecule: messenger RNA, 1254 nt
Organism: Teleopsis dalmanni
Lineage: Eukaryota; Metazoa; Arthropoda; Insecta; Diptera; Diopsidae
Product: coiled-coil domain-containing protein 130 homolog
Exons: 2
Coding region: 74-1189 (371 amino acids)
Biological process (GO): mRNA splicing, via spliceosome
Cellular component (GO): U2-type spliceosomal complex; post-mRNA release spliceosomal complex
Source: RefSeq, a predicted model, not a curated record
UAAAGAUAAUAAUUAUUGAUUGUAUUAAUUAAUUACUAGCGUUUGAAAAAAACUUUAAAAAUACUGAAUCAAAAUGGGUGAACGAAAGGGACAAAAUAAAUAUUAUCCGCCAGAUUAUGAUCCAAAGAAAGGUGGACUUAAUAAGUUUCGUGGCACUCAUGCAUUGCGUGAGCGUGCACGAAAAAUUCAUUUGGGUAUUAUUAUAAUACGCUUUGAAAUGCCAUAUAAUAUUUGGUGUGAUGGUUGCAAGAAUCACAUUGGAAUGGGUGUGCGCUACAAUGCCGAAAAGACUAAAGUGGGCAUGUACUACUCCACACCAAUAUAUAAGUUUCGUAUGAAAUGUCAUCUCUGCGAGAAUCAUAUAGAAAUGCAAACUGAUCCGGCAAAUUUAGACUAUAUAAUAUUGUCGGGUGCUCGCAGGCAAGAAAAUCGUUGGGAUCCCAUACAAAAUGAGCAGGUUGUGCCUGAAACUAAAGAAGUACAGAAACGACUUGCUGAUGAUGCUAUGUACAAGUUGGAACAUCAAGAAAAAGAUAUUAAAGUGGCACUGGAUGCAAAGCCCAUCUUAGAGAAGUUAUACCAAAGAAAUAGCAUCAUUUGGGACGAUAACUAUGAAGCAAAUUGCCGUUUACGCGAGGAAUUUAGGAAAACAAAGAAAGAAAUAAAAGUACAAAAGGAACUUGAUGAGAAACUAUUAGCGAAAAGUAGUCUGGAAAUCACACUUUUACCUGAGACAGCGCAAGACAAGCAAAUGGCUUCGUUAAUGAAACUACAAAGUCGUUCUGCGCAAGAACAUGAAUCAGAGCGACGUUUGGAUUUGUUGAUGCAAUCAAUACUGCCGGGCGCGACUAAAACCACAUUUGGCGGUUUAAAACGAUUGAAAGUGUUAAAUACACAACUGCAACCGAAAGAUUUGGGCAUUAAGAAAAAGUCAGAUACUGCUGAUGUUGCAAUAAAUGAUGGUAGUAGUAAUGUAAAAACGACAACAGCUAAACUACUGUGUGAUAGUAAGGACGCCAAAGAAGAAAACGAACCUUUAAGUGAUUCCAGAAAUUCGGUUGUAAGUUCGGUUGCUACCUCGAAUAAUGAUAGUGAAGUAGAAGUAACAUUAUUAGACUUUCCAAAAGGUUUAUCGUCUAUUUGUGAUUAUGCCAGUAGUAGUUCCGGGGAAGAAAGCCAGGAGAUGUAAAAAUGAUCAUUUGAGUAUUGCGCUUUUACCACAAAAGAACCACAACAGAUUAAAGUUAAAAAGUU